Molecule: messenger RNA, 1581 nt
Organism: Plasmodium malariae
Lineage: Eukaryota; Apicomplexa; Aconoidasida; Haemosporida; Plasmodiidae
Product: SPRY domain, putative
Exons: 1
Coding region: 1-1581 (526 amino acids)
Cellular component (GO): Set1C/COMPASS complex
Molecular function (GO): protein binding; transcription cis-regulatory region binding
Source: RefSeq, a predicted model, not a curated record
AUGGGAAAAUCGGAGCAGCGUUUUGAAAUGGAAAAGAGUAGUCCUUAUGAUACUGAUUCAGGUGAAAAGGAAAAAGUAUUAUUGACUGCAGAAAAUUCUUCAGACAGUACAAAAUUAAGGAAAAAUUGUUAUAUAAAAAACAGUAUAAAUGUAUUAAAUUCAGGUAGUAAGUGUAAUAAAAAGAGAAAAAUUGAAGCAAAAGGGGAGGAAACAAAAGUUAAGAGAGGGAGCAAAAAUACGGAAAACGAUGAAAAUGAUGAAAACGAUGAAAACGAUGAAAAUGAUGAAAACGAUGAAAACGAUGAAAAUGAUGAAACCGUUGGGUACUAUGUGAAUCUGAAUAAUAAUGACAGAAAUAAACAGGAAGAAAAAAAUGGGGAAAUUAUAAAAAACAAAGAAACAACAGAAACAUCAGAAAAAACAGAGAAAACGGAAAAAACAAAUACCGAACUUGAUAAAGUGGAUCCCAUCCCAGACGAAUAUAGCACCAAUUUAAUCAUAAACAAAGGAAAAGAAACAGAUGAUGAUACAAAAAAUGGGAAGAAUACUACUACAGAAGUAAAAGAGGUACAGAACAAAUUUGAAAUAGGGCAAAGCACCAAAAAAGACAUUAAUAAAAAUGAUGAAAAGAAGGCUGAUGAUGUUAUUAAAAUUGCUAUAUAUAAAGAAGUCCCUGGUGAGAAUGAUAUAAACAGUGAGGAGGAAAUUAAAGAAUUAGAAAAAAGCAGAUUUUGUGAAAAUGAAAAGUUAAACAACGAUAUUAAAGAGAAUAAAAAAAUAAAAGAGGGGAAUAAAAACAAAGGGGCUUAUGUACAAUCCGAGGUAAGUCAUAAGAAAAAGGAUAAUGUUAAAUAUUUUAUUGAUUAUAGGAAUUAUAGAAGUAAAAACAAUGUAACCUUUUCAACGAAAUAUAAAGAUAGUUGUAUAAACUUAAGUAAUGACAAACUCACAUGUUAUGGAGAUAAAGGAUGGUCAAGUGUUUUUGUGAAUAAUGGUGCAGAUAUUGGUAAAUGGUAUUAUGAAAUAAAAAUUGAAAAGCCUGUACAAAAUUUUAAUUUCUUAGGUUAUAAAGAUAAAAUAAUAAAAAUAAAUCCACAUAUAAGAGUAGGUUUUGCGUGUAGAUAUAUGAGGUAUGAUUAUCCCAUAGGAACAGAUAAAUAUAGCUAUUGUGUUAAUAGUAAAAAUGGGAGAAUAUUUAAUAGCUCCAUAAGUUAUGAUUGUAUGGAUCCAAUUAAAGUGGGUGAUAUAAUUGGGUGUUAUUUAAAUUUAAAAAAUAAAAAUAGUUACAAUUUUGAUCCAAGAUCAGAUAAAAAAUUAUAUGAAUAUUUGCAAAAUGGUAUUUUAUGCGAUCCAAAGCACCCACCUGCUUUAAAAAAGAAUUAUGGUUCGUCUAUAUUUUUUUCCUUAAAUGGACAAAUAAAAAAAAAUGCUUUUUUUGAUAUAUAUGAAGGGUUUUAUCAUCCCUCUGUUAGCUUAUAUAUGGGCGCAUGUGCGCGAAUUAAUUUAGGGCCACAUUUUACGUACAUUCAUUUAAAUGACUAUGUCCCGUGUAUAUUUAUGGAACCGCCAAUUAUUUUGUGA